UGUAUCGUAAAUGAUUAUUAUUUUGGAGUAGCUUGUGAUUUACAGUCCUGCGUUAUUGUUUACAAACAUAAAACAAUGCAUUUUGUUGUGGUUCUAUUAGUUUUGCAAUGUAUGUGGAUAUCCACACUGGCAUGUCCUGAAGGAUGGAAGUACCAUACGUUGUCUGAAAAGGUUCCAGGAAAUUGUUACAAGGCCUUUAACCUCAAGGUUUCCUGGGAGGAAGCUGAUAAGCAGUGCAAGAGCUAUCCUAAUAGCAAUUUGGCUGACCUCAAAGACGCCCAGGAGCAGGCGUAUGUAAAAGCGUAUGUAAGAGACAAUCUACUUCCGGUCCUAACCGGUAUAGGCGAUGGAGUUUGGCUCGGUGCCAGAGAGGAGUGGUUGGAACACUGGGAGUGGGUUGGGGGACGAACCAUGGAUAUAAAUAAUUUUAGCUGGUUGGCAGGAAACCCAGACAAUGGAGGAGGAUGGACUGAUACUGAGGAUUGUUUGGAAAUGAAAAUGACAGGGGUGCUUAAUGACUACAAAUGCUACGAGAAAAGACCGUUUAUUUGCAAGAUGUCGAAUAUUGAGAUCCCCUCCACUACCAUAGUCUCGAAAACAACAACUACAGAACGUUCUACUAAGAAGAACGCGCAUAUUGAUGCUAAGGCCGCAGUUGGAAUAGUUGCCGGCGUCAUUUGUGCACUUCUGAUUGUUAUCGUAGUUGCUGUCAUCAUUCGGAAGAGAAUGUUUCAACCGAACCUGUAUGACACCCCAAACGCUGUGUCACCAAGCAACGAGCACCUCUACGAUUCUCUCAGCACAAACAAGUUAGCUCGAAUCGAAGAGCUCAACAAGAAAUAUUCUUCAUCGAAACAAACCAGCGAGCCUGAUCACACAUAUGACUCAAUUGCUUUUUCGAUCCUUUAAAAUUGCACUCUCACAGAUAGACGUUUUGACAUAAUUUUUAUUUUUGUCCUGAAAUGAGCCAUUGUUCGCGUGAAUGUCUGGAAAUUAGUGACACAAAACGGAUGACUUAUUAUAAAAACGCAGUUUCCAUAUUCAUGGUUAAAACUUCAUGUUUUGCUAAAAACGUUGCUAACACUUUAGGGAAAUUGCGUUUUUCGGCCGUUUAUCGAACAAUUGAUAUCUGUUCCAUUGGUUUAUACUUAUUUAGUUUAGCUCGAUCGUGACGAAAGCUGACUCUCGAGUCUCUUUCCUGGGCAGAAACCAGUGCUGUGUCCUACUCGAGAGGUCAUGAGAAAGUACCCCUGGGGGAUUGAACCCACAACCACUUGGCUGAGAGGCUAAAAAACAUUGAUAUAUCUGUAUUUAUUCAUCUAUUAAUGCAAUUAAUUGCUCACUAAUACACUUAUCAUCGUAUAUAUCAUUUACACUUACUCGUUUUUUUCUUCAAAAGUGUCUUCUUACUGACGUGAGAAACCGUUUUGCUAGGACGAACACCAAACAAAACACGAACAACUCGUACUGUGUCAUUACUCAAAUCGCCAUAUAAGUUUUGUAAAAGAAUGUGUAUAGGUAUCUAUAUCAAUAUGUGUUGAAUGUGUGAUGUGUUAAAACUUUAAUUUAUCCAAAAGGAUGAAUGAUUAUCGCAAACAGUGGUUCUUAUGAAAGAUAUUGUAUUAAAUUUAAACGAAAGGUGCGGAAAACACAGUAUUUAAACCUUAUGAGACGAUAAUUGAUCACAGUAAAUAUUUUAGCACUCACCAGUAAUUUAAUAUUUGUGAGUUUUUAGCUAUUAAAUACUUUGUUACAAUAUUGUUAUCAGUAAUUAAUAUUUCCCAUAAAUGCAUUAUUUAUGAAGUUGCUAAAUGUUUAUCACUCAAAAAAAAUAAUUUUUAGACAUGUGUUUAUAUUGUAUUUUUUAAAUAAAAGUGUCACUUUAAGUAAAAAAGGGGAGAAUAGCCUUGUCUGAUGUACUAGUUUGGAUAUAUGGUCAUCCAUUAGUCAAUAUCUGACCAAAUUCGCAUAGUGCGUUCUCUUACUUGAACAUUUGUUAUUCAAUUCUUACUACAUUGGGUUAGGAUAUUUAAGUGAAUAUUAUCUAGAACAAAUUCGACUUGCUGCAAAAUAAAAUUUUUACUCUAAAGGUAACUAUAUACAUGGUUAUUUUCUAUGAAAAUAUUUUGGAAUCUGUUCAACGAUGUGUUUCAACAUAAUGGGGAUGGUAUGUUUAAACAACAUUAUGCGGAUGAUAUGUUAAACAACAUACUUGGGAUGAUAUGUUAAACAUUAUAUUUGCGAUGAUAUUUUUAUCAACAUAUUUGGGAAACUAUCACAUAAUGUUGGAACUUGUCGCAUAAUGCUCGAAUACCCUCACAUAAUGUUGGACUUUGUCGCAUAAUGAUCGAACACCUCUCACGUAACGUUGGAACUCGUCGCAUAAUGCUCGAACAACUCUCACAUGAGGUUGGAACAUGUCGCAUAAUGCUCGAACACCUCUCACAGAACGUUAGAACUUGUCGCAUAAUGCUCGAACACCUCUCACAUUACGUUAAAACUUAUCGCAUAAUGCUCGAACACCUAUCACAUAACGUUAGAACUUGUCGCAUAACGCUCGAUCACCUCUCACAUAAUGUUGGAACUUGUCACAUAAUGCUCGAAAACCUCUCACGUAAUGUUGCAACCUGUCGUAUAAUGCUCGAACAUCUCUCAAAUAAUGUUUGAACUUUUCGCGUUGGAACUUGUCGCAUAAUGCUCGAACACCUCUCAUAUAACGUUGGAACUAGUCGCAUAAUGCUCGAACACCUCUCAUAUAACGUUGGAACUAGUCGCAUAAUGCUCGAACACCUCUCAUAUAACGUUGGAACUAGUCGCAUAAUGCUCGAACACCUCUCAUAUAACGUUGGAACUUGUCGCAUAAUGCUCGAACACCUCUCACAUAACCUUGAAACUUGUCGGAUAAUGCUCGAUCACCUCUCACAUAAUGUUGGAACUUGUCGCAUAAUGCUCGAACACCUCUCACAUAAUGAUGGAACUUGUCGCACAAUGCUCGAACACCUCUCAUCGUAUAUAUCAUUUACACUUACUCGUUUUUUUCUUCAAAAGUGUCUUCUUACUGACGUGAGAAACCGUUUUGCUAGGACGAACACCAAACAAAACACGAACAACUCGUACUGUGUCAAUUACUCAAAUCGCCAUAUAAGUUUUGUAAAAGAAUGUGUAUAUGUAUCUAUAUCAAUAUGUGUUGAAUGUGUGAUGUGUUAAAACUUUAAUUUAUCCAAAAGGAUGAAUGAUUAUCGAAAACAGUGGUUCUUAUGAAAGAUAUUGUAUUAAAUUUAAACGAAAGGUGCGGAAAACACAGUAUUUAAACCUUAUGAGACGAUAAUUGAUCACAGUAAAUAUUUUAGCACUCACCAGUAAUUUAAUAUUUGUGAGUUUUUAGCUAUUAAAUACUUUGUUAAAUAAAAGUGUCACUUUAAGUAAAAAAGGGGAGAAUAGCCUUGUCUGAUGUACUAGUUUGGAUAUAUGGUCAUCCAUUAGUCAAUAUCUGACCAAAUUCGCAUAGUGCGUUCUCUUACUUGAACAUUUGUUAUUCAAUUCUUACUACAUUGGGUUAGAAUAUUUAAGUGAAUAUUAUCUAGAAC
Molecule: messenger RNA, 3587 nt
Organism: Mya arenaria
Lineage: Eukaryota; Metazoa; Mollusca; Bivalvia; Myida; Myidae
Product: perlucin-like
Exons: 6
Coding region: 76-909 (277 amino acids)
Biological process (GO): biological process involved in interspecies interaction between organisms
Cellular component (GO): external side of plasma membrane
Molecular function (GO): signaling receptor activity; carbohydrate binding
Source: RefSeq, a predicted model, not a curated record